AUGUCCAAAAUGAAGCAGUGCUGUGUGUACGCUCAACAAAUGGACAUCAGAGAUCUGAUACUUAGACAUCUUAUCCAGGAUAUUAGCACCACAUGUGCCAAGCUAGGUUUGCCAACAGAUGCCCAGAAUUGGACCCAGGAACAUGGUUCGCGUUGGAUUUCGGAGAUGUGCCAACAGUUCAGUCUGACACCACCUCGUCAAACGUAUUUGAGUGGUCGAGUACUGCUCAGUAUGACCCAGAAGGACUUUGUAGCACUAGCACCUGAGGGCGGUGACACACUCUACGCUCAACUACAACUAUGGAAAACCGCGUUCGAGUCCUACCAUCAGCAACAGCAAGCCGGUGGCCAGAGUAACGGCGGUAUUACAGCCGCUGAUAACUCGAUGCCAAAGAAUAAUUGGGUAACCUCUGCAUGGACCCGUACCUGGGCGCUAUCGGAGGCGGAGCACAGGAUGGCCACGCCUUUUUUCGGUAAUGGUGUCCUUCCCUCGCCAAGUGAUAGUGACAGAAGCAGUAAUGCAAGUAUGCAUGAUAGUGAGUCGAAAUUACCAGGCCCUUCCCGGGAUAUCGAUUUAUUGAUUUUUCCGUUAGUCGCUGACGAUGAAUGUAUCGAUCUGCAAAGUAUGCUACAGAUGCAACAAGAUGGAAUGCGAUUCUGUGGCCAAAUGAACGGGAUGGAUAUGACGAACACGCAAACUCCGCCCACCGAAGAGCAACGCCCAUCCCCGUUCCCACGACACUCCGGCACCGUUCAUCUAUGGCACUUCAUCCGCGAACUGCUCGAUCAUCCCAACAAGCAGUAUGGAUCAUGUGUUCGUUGGGUGGAUCGAGAUGAAGGGACCUUUAAAAUCGAGUCGUCUCAUCAUUUGGCGAGAUUUUGGGGACAACGAAAGAACCGUGCCCAAAUGAACUACGACAAGCUUUCACGAAGCCUUCGGCAAUACUACAAAAAAGGUCUGCUGUGCGAUUUAUUGAUCGUCGGAUAUUGA
Messenger RNA from Ostertagia ostertagi, 990 nucleotides. NCBI's taxonomy places the organism in Eukaryota, Metazoa, Nematoda, Chromadorea, Rhabditida, Trichostrongylidae. The record is from the annotation of a GenBank genome assembly.